UACUGGCAGGGCAGGUGGGCUAGGCUGUGUUGGGUUGCGAAGGGGGAGAAUAACGUCGGGUCGGGUCAGCGGGCGCUGCAGUAGUCGCCGCAGCGGCGAUGGGAGCGGUGGGGACGAGGCGGCGGCGGCGGCGGCAGGAGGAGGAGCAGGGGCUGGCACAAGAGCAGCGGCUGGGGGCGGCCAGCAGCAGCAUUAACAGCAGCCGCCGCCGCCGCCAGUAAACGCGGACGGUACCCGAGGGGACUACCAAGCCGGCCGGCCCUCGAAGCCGCGCUCGGGUCCCGCCGCAGUCGGCGGCGGGGGAUGGGCAGGCGGCGGCGGUCCCGCUUGCUGAGGGUUGAUCCCUGCGGGUCCUGGCCCUGAGUUGGAUCCGAGCCCUCCGCCCGAAAUCCCUGCGUCCGCCACGGCCCAGGUUAAAUGGAAACCAUCCUUGGGAGCUGGAUGCCUGUAUAGCCGUUUUAUCACAUCAGUCAAUUGCAAUGAGUGGAGGAGGAGAGCAACCGGAUAUUCUCAGUGUUGGAAUCCUGGUCAAAGAAAGAUGGAAAGUGUUGAGGAAGAUUGGGGGUGGGGGCUUUGGAGAAAUUUACGAUGCCUUGGACAUGCUUACCAGGGAAAAUGUUGCACUGAAGGUAGAAUCAGCUCAACAACCAAAACAAGUUCUGAAAAUGGAGGUGGCUGUUUUGAAAAAACUACAAGGGAAAGACCACGUUUGUAGAUUUAUUGGCUGUGGGAGGAAUGAUCGAUUCAACUAUGUGGUCAUGCAGUUGCAGGGUCGGAAUCUGGCAGAUCUACGUCGUAGCCAGUCCCGGGGCACAUUCACCAUUAGCACUACUCUUCGGUUGGGUAGACAGAUUCUCGAGUCUAUUGAGAGCAUCCAUUCUGUGGGAUUCUUGCACCGAGACAUCAAACCGUCGAACUUCGCCAUGGGUCGCUUUCCUAGUACAUGUAGGAAAUGUUACAUGCUUGAUUUUGGCUUGGCUCGACAAUUUACCAAUUCCUGUGGUGACGUCAGACCACCUCGAGCUGUGGCAGGCUUUCGAGGGACAGUUCGUUAUGCAUCAAUCAACGCUCAUCGAAACAGGGAAAUGGGAAGACAUGAUGACCUUUGGUCCUUAUUCUACAUGUUGGUGGAGUUUGUGGUUGGUCAGCUGCCUUGGAGAAAAAUAAAGGACAAGGAGCAAGUAGGUUCUAUUAAGGAGAGGUAUGACCACAGGCUUAUGUUGAAACAUCUCCCUCCAGAAUUCAGCAUCUUUUUGGAUCACAUCUCCUCUUUGGAUUAUUUUACAAAACCAGACUACCAGCUUCUGACAUCCGUGUUUGACAAUAGCAUCAAGACCUUUGGAGUAAUUGAGAGUGAUCCUUUUGACUGGGAGAAGACUGGAACAGAUGGCUCCCUGACCACUACUACUACUUCUACCACCCCUCAGCUGCACACCCGCCUGACCCCCGCCGCCAUCGGAAUUGCCAAUGCCACUCCCAUCCCAGGAGACUUGCUUCGGGAAAAUACAGAUGAGGUGUUUCCAGAUGAACAGCUUAGUGAUGGGGAGAAUGGCAUCCCUGUUGGUGUGUCACCAGAUAAAUUGCCGGGAUCUUUGGGACACCCACGUCCCCAGGAGAAGGAUGUCUGGGAAGAGAUGGAUGCCAACAGGAACAAGAUAAAGCUUGGGAUUUGUAAGGCUGCUACCGAGGAAGAGAAUAGCCACGGUCAAGUAAACGGUAUUCUGAAUGCUCCAAGCCUUGGUUCCCCAAUUCGUGUCCGCUCCGAGAUUACUCAGCCAGACAGAGAUGUUCCAUUGGUGCGGAAGUUACGUUCCAUCCACAGCUUUGAGCUGGAAAAACGUCUGACACUGGAGUCAAAGCCAGAUACGGACAAGUUUCUUGAGACCUGCCUGGAGAAAAUGCAGAAAGAUUCCAGUGCAGGCAAGGAAUCUGUUCUCCCUUCUCUGCUUCAUAAGCCUUGUGUUCCCGCCGUGUCCCGUACUGACCACAUCUGGCACUAUGAUGAGGAAUAUCUUCCAGAUGCUUCAAAGCCUGCCUCUGCCAACACCCCUGAACAGGCAGAUGGCGGUGCCAGCAAUGGAUUUAUAGCAGUUAACUUGAGCUCCUGCAAGCAGGAGGUUGAUUCCAAAGAAUGGGUGAUUGUGGACAAGGAACAGGACCUUCGAGAUUUUAGGACAAAUGAGGCUUUAGGUCAUAAAACAACUGGAAGCCCUUCUGAUGAGGAGCCUGAAGUCCUUCAAGUCCUAGAGGAAUCACCUCAAGAUGAGAAGCUCCUACUGGGUCCUUGGGCGGAAAGCAAUCACUUACAGAAAGAACCCUCAGGUGUGGUCUUAGCACUUUCUGGGGAAUGCCCUGCCACCGCUGUGUCGGAACAGUAUACGGAUCGGCUGGAACUCCAGGCGGGGACUGCCGGCCAGUUUGCUGCAGUGACACCCACGAGUCCCAUGGAGGCGCAAGCAGAAGGACCCCUCACAGCGAUAACAAUUCCUAGACCCUCUGUGGCAUCCACACAGUCAACUUCAGGAAGCUUUCACUAUGGUCAACAGCAAGAGAAGAAGGACCUUCAGCCUGUGGAACCCACUGUGGAACUUUAUUCUCCAAAGGAGAACUUCUCUGGCCUGGUUGUAACAGAAGGUGAACCUCCUAGUGGAGGAAGCAGAACAGACUUGGGGCUGCAGAUAGAUCAUACUGGUCAUGACUUGUUAGCCAAUAUUAGAGAGUGUAACAAAUCUCAAGAUCUAGGACCAAAAGACCAUCCUGACCAUAACAGACUGGCUUUGAGAGAACUUGAGAGUCUCCCUAGGGAAACUGAAGAGAAAAGCAAUCUUCUAGGGUCAGAUAAUGAAGAUGAGAAGUUAAGUAAAGGGCAGCAUUAUAUUGAGAUCGCCUCCCUUCCAGGAGACUUGGUAACUGUGGAAAGAGAUCACUCAGCUACCACUGAACCUCUUGAUGUGGCAAAGACACACACUUUUAGUGUAGUGCCAAAUCAAGACAAAAAUCAUGAGAUAAUGAAGCUUCUGGAGGUUGAAACUUCAGAAGUUUCUUCACAAGUCAUUGACCCACAUGUUGAAGGACAGAUAGGUCAGGUGGCAGCAAUGCAAAAAGGUAAGCCAUCUAAGGAUGAUGAUGUCAGGAGUGCAGACUUGCCAGGUCAGCAGGGAGACCUGUCUACAUUUUUGCACCAAGAGGGUAAGAGAGAGAAAAUGGCCCCUAGAAAUGGGGAAUUGUUUCAUUGUGUUUCUGAGAGCGAACAUUGUCCCCCAUCCCGGAAGGAUGUGAUCAGGUCAUCCUUUGUAACUAGACACAGCCGAAUCCCUGUUUUAGCCCAAGAGAUAGACUCAACUUUUGAAUCAUCCUCUGCAGUCUCCGCAAAAGAAAAGCUCCUCCAAAAGAAAGCUUAUCAGCCAGACCUCGUCAGGCUUCUGGUGGAAAAAAGGCAACUCAAGUCUUUCCUUGGGGAUCUCUCAAGUGCCUCUGAUAAAUUGCUGGAGGAGAGACUAGCCACUGUUCCCGCCCCCUUUUCUGAGGAGGAGGUCUUUGCUCCCUUUUCAAGACUGGCUAUAGACUCGCACCUGAGCAGAUCAGCCGAAGACAGCUUUCUGUCACCCAUCAUCUCCCAGUCCAGAAAGAGCAAAAUCCCAAGGCCAGUUUCAUGGGUCAACACAGAUCAAGUCAGUAGUGCAACUUCAGCUCAGUUCUUGCCUCGGCCACCACCAGGAAAACCUCCCACGAGGCCUGGAGUGGAAGCCAGGCUCCGCAGAUAUAAAGUCCUAGGGAGUAGCAAUUCUGACUCAGACCUGUUCUCCCGCCUGGCCCAAAUUCUUCAAAAUGGAUCUCAGAAGCCCCGGGGCACUCCUCAGUGCAAGAGUCCAGGAUCACCCCACAAUCCAAAAACACCACCCAAGAGUCCAGUUGUCCCCCGCAGAAGUCCCAGUGCCUCUCCUCGAAGCUCUUCCUUGCCUCGCACGUCCAGCUCCUCACCAUCCAGGGCUGCACGGCCCCACCAUGACCAGAGGAGUUCGUCCCCGCAUCUGGGGAGAAGCAAGUCCCCUCCCAGCCACUCAGGAUCUUCCUCCUCCAGGAGGUCCUGCCAGCAGGAGCACUGCAAACCCAGCAAGAAUGGCCUGAAAGGAUCCAGCAGCCUCCACCACCACUCGGCCAGCACUAAAGCCCCCCCCGGGAAGAGUAAGUCAGCCACUAAACUCAGCAGGUAGAAGCCGGGCUGCAUCUCUGUGAAAGGUGUGAGAUCCUCCUCCUCAGCCUGAUGCAUGUGUGUCCCUGUACUGUCUAUUUAAACAAUCAGUGUUGAUCUUCUCUUGCAAAAGAAAGUAACAUGAUAAAUUAUUUAUAAGAAGACAUAAAUUUAUGAUAAGGAAUUACCUAAGGCAGGCAGCAAGCAGAUCAGGAAUCAAUGCCUUUGCAUAGGAAGGGGCAAUCCAGCAAAAUCCAAGGGGGGAGAUUAAGGAACUCUCAUUUUUCAGCUGCCUUUGAAACAAAAGAGUUGAAGGUAGGAAAUGGAAUGGAAUUUUAAGGGGUUCGGCCUGUUUUUUUUUGUUUUUUUUUUUAAGGCAUUGCUCAAAGAUUAUAUAGCAAAAGUGAAAUUUGUUGUUUUAAUAUUUUCGUUCAAAACUUCCCAACCUUGGAGAGUCAGAAUUGCUCCAAUAGGAGGAUAUAUAACGAGUCUGCUGCUGAGGAGCCAGUGCCCGUGUACACACGGCUCGUGUGUUUAUUCGUGUACUGGGAGUUCACACCUUGACUUUGCCUCACUCCUGCUACCCUCCCUGCAUUUCACAGUUUUUAAAGUCAGAGUAUCUCCCCGGAAUCAGUCUCCCUUUUCUUACUUUAACAGUACCUUCUAAUAUGCUUUUAGCAGCACAUACUGAAAAUUUCCAAUCCAGUUGUGUGUGUGUGUUUUUUUUUUUUUUAGUCCCCUAAUAUUUUUCUGUUGAACAGAAAAAAGUAACAGUUCACAAUUCUUAACUCAGUAUAUUUUUAUUGUGAAAAAUAACUACUGAAACGUAGGUAAAGGAAGGAGAAGCUGAAACAGCCUACUGCACAGGCGUUAGCACGUUAGGGACAGAGGGACAGAGUGGGGUGAACACCCUUCAAGACAAAAGAACCCUCUUCCCCUCCAUUUCCUCCUUGUGGAAGGAAGACCGACCAGAGUAGACCUUGCUUUCUUAGGUCUUCUGGAUACUGACUGUUUUCCAAUAUCAACCUCCAAGAUGAUACCAGGGAAGUCCGAUGCUGUGGAAUGUGACUUUAUGCUCUUAGAGAUUUAGAAAGAAAAACAGAAAUUAGGUACGUUGUUGAGGCUUAUAAUCCUCAAACUUUGUAUUUUAUAUAUGUUUAGCCAAUAAGGAAUGAGUAUCUGGGGAAAUAAAUUUAGGCUCAAUAUCUAUCUUUUACUGUUUUAUUACUGCUUCUCCUAUGCUUUAGUUUGAAUGUUUGGGCUUUUGGACCUGAUUUCCUUGUAACCUCAAUUUAUAAAGCUGCGAGGAGGAGCGUGUUUGUUCUCAUUUCAGUCUUCUGCUAAUAGGAAUCAGGCAAAAGUAAAUUAUGCUAGAUUUUUCCAAUGGGCUCUUUUCUACUCUGUAGGUGUUUUGUGUUGUACAGACCUUAUUGAGGUCAGGUAAAUUGGUCUGCUUGCUGUUGCAAUUUGCCUUCUAGCAAACAUCUGUGCUUUCUCUUUGACCUUGUGUUUGCUGCCAAAUCGAAUAUGGUUGAAUUGGAAACCAGAAAAAAAAAAAGGGAAAAAAAAAACACAAAAAGAAAGAAGUCUGUUUCCUCACCAGGUGACUACAUUCUAAUGAUGCUGCAUCAAAGCUGCCCUGAAGCUGCACUGGUCUUCUCGUUCUCUCUGUGCGGAGCUGUUUUUAAAAAAAAAACAAAAAAACAAAAAAACCCCGAAACUCCAAACACUAUCGAGUCCUAUAUGAUCUCCUGUAAGAAAUGUAGCAUAGUGUGGAAUCUUAAUUUCUCUCCGGUUUCAAGCACUACAGAGGAAUGCAAUAGAUAAGACAUAUUUGCUAUGUAACUAAAGCAACUGUAAUACUGGAAGACCAGUCCUUCUGUAUGAUAUUGUAUAAUAUUUGCUAUAACACUACUUGCAUGUCUUCAUGGUAAAUGGUAUAAAUAUUUAUAAAUAUAUAGAGAAACAUAUGCUUAUAUAAACUCAUUCUUUCUCCUUCUCCAUUUGUAAUUUCAAGAUCACAGAUGGUGAAAUUCCUUUUUAUUGUGUGCCUCGUGUACACUUGGGCCUCGCCUGUCUUCAUUUUCCGAAAAUAUGUUCUUGGCAUGGGACCCUUCAGGUUCUUCUUGCCUUCUUUGUGUAUAAUGCAAGGGUUGGCAGCCUUCAAGCCAAGAUAGGCUAUUUAAUUUUCACUUUUAAAAGAUUUUGAUAGGGGAAAAAAUUACUGGGACACGCUUGUAAUACUGGCUCAAAAAUUUGUCACGUUAAUCACAUAAUUCUGUCCUUAUGGUUAAAGGGGAUAAACUAGGGCAAUAAUCAUGGGUCUGACAUAAAUUGAUUUAAAGGGAAAAAAACUCUUAAAAGUUGCCAUUCUACAUUGCUCUUUGCACCUCACUACUUUUUGGAUGGUGGGGGAGUGGAGCAGUCUACAAUUAAGGAAUUAUCUUCUUUUUUCUCUUGUAUUAGCUAAAUUGUGCUAAAAGUAGCCAGCUUUAAAUCCUGACCCCUGUCAUUAGAAGCAUGCCCAUCAUAACCAUUGGAAAAGCAGAUGAGGCUAUAGUCGUGUGUGUGUUAUUUCUUAUUGGUAUUUCUCUUCUAGCGGUCGAAACAAACAGUGAUGGCAACAUGGCAAUUGGGUGUUUUCUCUCUCUUGGUUUCUUCUGUUUUUCUCCCAACUCUUCCAUUAUGUUGCCCCCUUUUCCAGAUGGCACCGACGAACUCCGUAUCCAGAGAGAAAUAGCCUCAGUGUAUAAGAAUACUUCAUCUUGCAUGUAGAGGAAAGAGUUAACCAAAGAUGUUUCAGCUCUGAUACUUUCAAAAGAAAACAGACUAGUUAUAUGUAUCAAUAGGUCCACGUAAAAGUACUAUCAUAUAUAGAGAUUUACUUUAUGGUUUUUAAAAGUGUAGUUUGUGCUUUUAGAUAUUCAGUGUCUCAGGCUAAAAAGAGAAGUUGGCAGCCCUGAGCAAAACAUUUUUGGCACAAGGAUUUUUGUUUUUGCUUUAAGAUAUGAUACAGAGAAUGAGUUGGUUGGUUGUUGUUUUAGUUACUUAUUUUUUAUUUGUUUUUUUUUUAAGUGAUGGCAUAUUUCAGAUUUCAGUGACAAACAGAUCAUCCAAGUAAUUUUAAACCACUUUGGUUAUUUUAUCUAAGCUGAGGGACAUGGCCAUUAAUUAAAGUCAAGCCAAACUAUAUGAAAAGUAGUAAGGGGCAAAAGUGAAAAUCAGCUUUCGAAAAUCAGGUGUGUCCUGGUUUCUCCUCUCACAACACAAUGGCAGCCCUAAUCAUACUUGCCCUUACCCCGCCAUGUCUAGUCUCCGGAGUUACUUGGGUGGAGCAGAAAAUGGAUUCGCACCUUUCAGUCCCCAUCAGCAGCAUUCUUGCAUUAUGCCGCCAAAUCUCCAGGGUAUACAGAUGGGUUAAAAUAUUAAAAUUUCACUGGCCAUCUUUUGCACAGCAUAAACAUAACUUUAAUGUAUAGCGAACAAAGGAAAAUAGGAUCUUAUCAAGUGUAACCUUAAAGCACAGACUGUAAACAUCUUUGAAUGGGAAGCCGCAGGCGGGCGCCGUCAUUCCCACCUCGGUGUGCAAGCUGGCCUUGCUGACAAGGGCACCAGCACACUUGCGUUUCUUAAGUUGCAUGUUGUGAAGUGAAUGUUUUUUUUUGUAAAAGUUGCCAAGUCAAUCCAGUCCUAGAUAAGUACCAACAUGGUAAUUGAUGCCCACUGUUGUCAUUAUCCACUUUGUAUUAUAUGCUUUAAAAUACCAAGCAGAUCCCAGCUGCUUACUGAUUCAGCGGACUAGUUGUGCAGUAUCUCUGCUCAGCUCCUGACCACUAGGGGGACUUGUGGCUCUUUGGUUAUCAUCAGAGAUUCUUCCCAGGCCACAGAUUUUUAUGCAAAUGUUUCUAUGGUUGCAUUCAAUCUACAAGGAAAAAGUGUACAUUGGUGCAUGUUUUAUAAACCCACACACAGAUAGUUAAAACUAUAAUAAGUUUUUCUAUACCCGAUAGCUUUGAAUUAAAAACAGAUGCUUUUCCCCUAGAGGAUUUCUUAACCUAACAUUAGAAAUUGGUGAUAGGAGAAACAGGAUCCGGAAUUCAGAAUUUAGCAGCUUAGGG
This is a messenger RNA of Mustela erminea (ermine), 8310 nucleotides long. RefSeq names its product tau tubulin kinase 2 (gene TTBK2). Gene Ontology annotation, biological process: signal transduction; cilium assembly; peptidyl-serine phosphorylation. Gene Ontology annotation, cellular component: cytoplasm; nucleus; ciliary basal body. NCBI's taxonomy places the organism in Eukaryota, Metazoa, Chordata, Mammalia, Carnivora, Mustelidae. The record is from RefSeq and is a predicted model, not a curated record. The coding region runs from base 480 to 4214 and encodes 1244 amino acids. The transcript is spliced from 15 exons. Gene Ontology annotation, molecular function: ATP binding; protein serine/threonine kinase activity.